AUGUUGGUCCGUCCUAUUGUGGUAAUUUUAUGGCUGGUGGUAGCCUCCAUCGCAACUCCCCCGCCGGGCUACAUCACAGGCAGUGAAAAUGACAAGGACCCGCCGACGUAUCGUUACACAUACACCAUAGGCAACGAUAACGGCGUGGGACAGGGAAAGGUUGAAACCAGAAGUGGCGAAUUGGCAAACGGUCGAUAUUACAUUAAUGGUGAGCAGUCAUCCACGGACGUGAAAUAUUUUGCUGACGAGUGGGGCUAUCAUCCAUUGGUCAAGUACAGUGCAUCGACCGGCCACAGUGUGGCUAAUGCGCAAUUGGCCCUGGGCGAACACGUAGUAAAAGCCCUAGUUAAUGGCACCAAUUUCGCAGAUGACUCGCCGGUGAUUCAACCGCCAUUUCCAAAUAAUCCUACAAUUUACCAAGCCAACAACGGCGAAGAGCAGAACGUGAAGGGAAUACAGGAGGAGGAAGUGACAGAGACCCAUGUCACCGAGGGAAUAAAUGAUGCAUCACUUACGACGCUGGAAGAGACCCUGAUAAUUGAAAAUUCCGGUAGCUUCGGUCAACGUGUACCCGACACCGAGAGCAGUAGAGGUGCAUCACUGAAGCAAAAUGAAACUCACCACACGACACCUGGAUUACCCCGGGCCUCGCAGUCAAUAACCCAUCACGUCUCCGCUGUAACUCCAGCCAUUAGCAUAAAAAAUUCAUCCCUAAACGACGAUUCCUCGAUAUACAAUUACAAGACUGCUCUAGAGAGUAUCCGUGAGUAUUUCAAUGUCGACAGCAAGGAAGAAAUUAACUAUAAGGACCCACUCCAUCUCCAACUAUUUCGCCAAGAAUUUACCAGCAGUCCGCUGGCCAACCAGAGUAACUCUUCCCCGGAAUCUGGAGAUAAUUCCAACGCGCAGUUAUUGGAGAAGCCGGGACCACAAGUUUCACCAAGAUUCUCUAAGCCUAUUGUCGUAGCUGAAGUCCCCAACUCGGAGGCAUUUCAGUAUAGCACAACUUUCCCCUGCAACGACCUCAAUGAUGAGAGCACUGGAUCCAUUACAUCCUCAACAAUUGACGAGACUAUGCCACCAAGCACCACUCCUCUGAGUACUUUGUCAAGCGAUACUGCUGUUUUAGUAACGCCAAAACUUUACAGUCAGUCACGUAUAACCACCUCCUCAGUGAUACUGAAUCCAAUCCAGGUUGGGGUAGCUCUGGUGAAUGCCGGUGAGGCCCAUCUGAUAUCGAGUGACACUGACCGGCAAUUAAAAUUCGGCGAUGCCAUUGAGGCGACAAAUAGCGAAAAGGAGGCGUUAUCAUCGAAGAAUAUUGUAACUUCAGGUAGUGAUAUUGAGAUAUCCAAUGAAGCUUACGAGGGUAUAAAAUCAAAAUUCAAUGGGCACGACGAAACGACCAAUACAGACCCCAGUGUCGAUCAAACGGUUGUGAUACAGAAGUCACGUGAGUUAUAUCACAAUACCCCCGUAGAGGAGAUACAUUAUCCUGCUGAAAUUGCGUCUCAGGUAGUGACCAUCAAUCAACUGUCUCCAGGAUAUCUCAAUAUACCCGGAUACGAGAGUGCAAGGCAAGUUGAGCGAGGUAAAACUUAUGCGGAUAUUGGUAAUGGCAAUUUUGGGCACCAAUCGAUAGCCGAUAGACCUGAGUUACUGCUGCAGGAGCUUCAAACGAGUCCCGAGGGUGGUUUACAUUCUCAAGCCGAUCAACAGGAGAAAAAUAAUGCCGCCAAUUUUGCGAAUUCCGGAAAAUCCAUUGAGAAUUACGUACCACCUAAGAAUAUUCACGGUGUAAGAUCGGUGGAUGAGAAUGCCACUGGGGAGACAAAUUUUUAUACCGAUACACGGAUAAAACAGGAUAACGUUUACUCAGCAUUUGAGUUGGAAAAGUUACUGGAGAAUGCACUGGUGAAUGCACAGCAGACAGGUGGGACCCAAGAAGCCCUCAAAAUAAGAGAAAAUAAUAGCCAAGAUCAUACAAAGUCUAGCCUCCAGAGAUUGUUGGAUGAAGAGAGACAGCAGAAUGUGUAUGCACAGGGUACACAUAUUAUAAGUAAUACAGUGCCAACGACUGAAAUCGAGAUGAAAGAGAUUUCAAGGGAAAUAGAAAAACCUACACUGCAGUAUUCUUUAUCCCAGGAUCUUGGUAAGAGUACGAUUUACAUUCAUGGACCAACUGAGCAAGGAUUACUUCUAGAUAUUGGCAACUACGCCAGUCAAACAAUUCGAGGAAGAGAAAAUCCUUUGGAGACAGAUGUAUCCAAUGUGAAAAAAUUACAAGACCAGAAUAUGGCAAAUGCACACAAAGAUGUAUCGCAAAUUUAUCAAUUUCACGGCAACAGAAUUCUCGAGAAACCUGUGACAGCACUUAAGCCAUAUCCAAUUCCAGUUGAAAGAAUCGUUGAGAAGAGAGUACCACACCCAGUUCAUAAACUAGUACCUCAACUGUAUCCAGUUCAUAUACUUCAACAAUAUCCAGUUGAGAAGAUUUUGGAGAAGCCUGCAGCUAUACCAGUUGCAGUUGAGAAGGUUGUUGAGAAGAAAGUUCAUGCACCACAGCCAUAUUCCGUUGAAACACCAAUAAAACCAGCCAACCCAUUAGAACUAACAAAUUACAUUGAGAACUCAAUUAAUAUACCGUACGGUGUACAGUACGGUGUUAGUUAUCAGCAAAUUAUGAAUCCACCCACUAAUAAUUUAUACGAUAAUAAUCCCAUUGACCAGCAGAUACAAACUAAUGUAACCAGCCAGCAAUUCCAAGGCUACUAUUACGAUAAACCACUUGUACCACCGGUUAAUCCACGAUAUGCAUUAACCAAACGUUAUGGUUCUUUAAAUCAAUUAUCCAAUAAUAAACAAUCGCAGAAUCAACCACAGCAACAAUUGCAGCAAUUCACUCACUUGAUUUAUCCAAAGAAAAUACACUUUGCCAAUCAAAUGGUAUUGCCAUUGCAUUCACGUUCAAACGAUCACCAAAUAACUCCACACAGACCCUUGGUUUAUCGUGCUAUCGAUAAAGGAACCAACAAAAAUGUGGAAUACAUAGGACCAGUGCCAUUACCACAGCAUGCCCUGAAUCUUCAUCAACAAAAUCAAGUGGUACAUCCGCUUCAUCAAGAAACACUUCGGUACUUGGCCACUGUUGCACGAUCGAAUGGUGCUGGUAACUUCAGGAGAGCGAGAUUGCCGGAUGUACAUUAUCAAAGUAGAACGAGUAAUUUCAGACAGUCGAAAAUGGAGUAUGGCUUUAAACCGCCAAUGGUACCGUCCGUACAGUACGACGAACAAACAGCAACUAGAGUGGAUAAUUGA
This is a messenger RNA of Diachasma alloeum, 3318 nucleotides long. RefSeq lists its product as uncharacterized. NCBI's taxonomy places the organism in Eukaryota, Metazoa, Arthropoda, Insecta, Hymenoptera, Braconidae. The record is from RefSeq and is a predicted model, not a curated record. The coding region runs from base 1 to 3318 and encodes 1105 amino acids. The transcript is spliced from 4 exons.